UUGGAGAAUUUUCUUUUUUUGGGGGUUUGUGGGGGUAUUUGAGAGUUCUUCCUGGCCUUUGAGGGGUUUUGACCGAAAGUUUCAGUUCUUGGGGGUCUUUUUCCAUUUCAAUUUGGUGGGAAAUCCCUCCAAGUUCAACAACCUGCAAAAAAACCUACAAUUUGCCGAUUCACGUGCUCAUAUACCCUGGGGUUUUCUAUUUCUUUCACUGGUGAUUAUCUUUCUCAAUAUGAACAGUACAAUUCGACGGUGUUGAUUGUCAAAACCUCCUCUUUCAGUGUGGGAUCGGAUAUCAAUUAUUUCAAACAAAUGAUCCUUUUUUCUUGAGAAGCUUGUUGGUUUUGUGUUUUUUGACUGCCAUUCAUGGCACACCGAGUAUAGAAGCAGCCAUUUGGAAACAUAUUGUUGAAUCAUGGAGUGCAAUAAAGACGAGGCCCUUCGAGCGAAAACCAUUGCUGAGGGGAAGCUAGAGAACAAGGACUUCACUGGUGCUAAGAAAUUUGCUUUGAAAGCUCAAAGUCUAUACCCUGGACUUGAUGGUCUUUCCCAAAUGUUGACAACCAUUGAUGUUUAUAUCUCUGCUGAAAACAAGAUUAGCGGAGAAGUUGAUUGGUAUGGUGUACUUGGAGUAAAUCCCUCUGCUGAUGAUGAAACAGUAAGGAAGCAGUAUAGGAAAUUGGCUCUCCUGCUUCACCCUGAUAAAAAUAGAUCUGUUGGUGCUGAUGGUGCCUUUAAACUUCUUUGCGAGGCCUGGAGCUUGUUAUCUGACAAGUCUAAGAGGUUAGCAUACAACAUGAGGAGGUCUCCAAAAGGAUUUCAGCAAAAAGUUCCAACUCAGGCUAGUGGUCCAUCUGAACCUCCACGAUCAAAUGGCUACCACAAUCACUCAGGCAGGACAACUUCAGCUCCCAAGACACAGAACACUAGGAGAACUGAUACUUUUUGGACUAUUUGUCAUCGGUGCAAGAUGCAUUAUGAAUAUCUUAAACAAUAUCUCAACCACACUCUUCUUUGUCCAAACUGUCAUGAGGCUUUUUAUGCAUCAGAGACUGCUCCACCCUUCAAUUAUUCCAAGUCAUCGAACUUGGCUUCAAGGCAUCGGCAUCAAAAUUCAAGUAAUCAUGCAGCUCCUAGUAAUUUAUCUGAUCCAAGAAGAAAUGCUACUGCUUCUGCUAAGGAUUCAGGACCUGGACCAGCAGGGCUUCAGUCGCCGACUUAUACAGCAAACUCCCCCCAGGAUAGAUUUUCUAGGACUGGUAGUGUUGGCAGCACAGAUCCUUCAAUUGCAGCAAAAGCAGCCAAUGUCAUUCAGCAGGCACAGGAGAGAAUGAAGAGAGAGCGUGAUGCAUCACAGGCUGCUGCUGCAGGGUGGGACGGAAAUUCCAGCUACAAUUCUGCUUUUGAUGGAGAGAGGGUUUACAAAAAGACACGACUAGAUGAUGAUGGUUAUUGUUAUGGAGCAAACACGGCAUAUCACCGAACCACAGUAAAUGGUGGUUCCAGUUUUGCUGGUACAUCAGCACCAAGAAAAGCUGGAUUUGAACAUGAUAAGGUUCAUGGUUUUUCUUUUGCUUACAGUAAGCCCAACUGCAUGAGAGAACUGACUCCAGUUGAAAACAGGAACAUGCUAAUGGCAAAGGCACGCAAGGAGAUAUUAAAGAAACUAACUGAAUGGAGAUCACAGAAUGCAAGCAAAGCUGUCCAGACAGAGAAAAUGAAGGUGACAGAUACAAAGAAAGAAAAAGAAAGAAACUCCAGGAAUGAUCAUGGUCGUGAUCUAAGUGGGUCUGGUGAGUCUUCUGCUACCCGACUGGCUGACCAUGCAGAGAAGAGUGCUGGUACCCCCACUGCUGGUGACGUUGAUGAAGAACAUGUUGUGGCAGAAGCAAUGAAUGUCCCAGAUCCUGAUUUUCAUGAUUUUGAUCAGGACAGGGCAGAGAGUUCCUUUGGAGAAAAUGAGGUUUGGGCUGCAUAUGAUGACGAUGAUGGCAUGCCUCGUUUCUAUGCUAUGGUUAAUAAGGUGAUAUCAAGGAAUCCAUUUAAGCUGAGAAUUAGCUGGCUUAACUCUAAAACCAGUAAUGAAUUUGGUAAAAUGGACUGGAUUGGUUCUGGUUUCUAUAAAACAUGUGGGGAGUUCAGACUUGGUAGAUAUGAAAUCAACAAGUCCAUCAAUUCAUUUUCCCACAAGGUUAAGUGGUCAAAAGUACGCGGCGUUGUUCACAUAUUUCCCAAAAAGGGAGAAGUUUGGGCACUCUAUAAAAAUUGGUCCCCUGAUUGGAACGAGGAUACAGCUGAGGAGUUGAUACACAAGUAUGACAUGAUGGUAGUGCUUGUUGACUACGAUGAGGAACGAGGUGUGUCUGUUGCGCCUCUAGUCAAGGUUGCUGGUUUCAAGACGGUAUUUCUUCCAAAUUUGGAGCCAGAAAAGGUAAUGAAAAUACCUAAAGAGGAGAUGUUUCGGUUCUCACAUCAGGUCCCAAAUUACCAGCUUACAGGUAAAGAAGCUCAAAACGCCCCUGAGGGUUGCCUGGAGCUGGACCCUGCGGCUACCCCAUUGGAUCUUCUUCAGGUUAUAACUGAUGACUCUGAGGUUCAGAAACAGGUCAUGCAGAAUGUUCCAGGCACUAGGGCAGAUGAAAUUGCUGACAGGGCUUCUGAAGCUGAAAAAGAAGAGAAGGUAGAGAUUGGGGAAGCUGUGAAGAAAGAAGAGUAAGAAGAAAGUAGCCCACCAGAGCAACAAAGAUUGUCCCAGAUUUUGUUUAAGGGCUAUGCAGCAUGUGGGGAUUGCUGCAAUUAUGUCCAGUCUAGUUAUAAAUGAUACUUAGACCAUAGCAAUGGGAUUGACGUCUUGUGUAGGUCGCUGAAGCAGCAUACUACUAAAUUUUGAUGCUCACGAUGCGAGGAGAGCGAAAUACAAAUUUAUUCUACCUGCGUUAGAAUUUCUGAGAGCCGGGGGGACUCACGGGAAUUAUCCUUCCCAUCGUCAAGUUGAGUCUAACACCAUUUUUUUGACAGAAAAGUGAAUUCACUCAACCAGUGAUGUUGAGUUCCCAUCAGGUUCAUAGGGUAAUCACUUACUGUAGCAUAUGCCUUUUGCAGAUGUGUCUAUACUUUUUGUUUUUGUUUUUGUUUUUUCCCUUUUGUAAUUCGUUACUGGAGCCAUCCUUAGAAAAUUCAAAAGAUUUUAGUUCCCGACUACUACAAGAACUGGGACCAAGAUUCGUGAGCUUCCUUCCAUUUCAUUCUGACAUGAUGUGGAUCUUGUUUGUAUAUUGCCGCUCUGUAGAUCACAUUUUAUUAUUGUCUUUUA
Messenger RNA from Coffea arabica (coffee), 3310 nucleotides. RefSeq lists its product as uncharacterized. The record is from RefSeq and is a predicted model, not a curated record. NCBI's taxonomy places the organism in Eukaryota, Viridiplantae, Streptophyta, Magnoliopsida, Gentianales, Rubiaceae.